This is a messenger RNA of Danio aesculapii, 2202 nucleotides long. RefSeq names its product stress-induced phosphoprotein 1 (gene stip1). The record is from RefSeq and is a predicted model, not a curated record. Lineage: Eukaryota; Metazoa; Chordata; Actinopteri; Cypriniformes; Danionidae. Bases 59 to 1690 code for a protein of 543 amino acids. The transcript is spliced from 14 exons. Gene Ontology annotation, molecular function: Hsp90 protein binding.
GCAGAGAGGCGGGGCUUCGCUAGUGUCUUGGUAGAUUCUGGAACAUCAUCCCCACGCUAUGGAGAAAGUAUCGCAACUGAAGGAUCAAGGAAACAAGGCGCUGAGCGCAGGAAACCUUGAAGAGGCGGUUCGGUGCUACACAGAGGCUCUGACCUUAGACCCCUCUAAUCAUGUCCUCUUCAGCAACCGAUCUGCAGCUUAUGCCAAGAAGGGUGAUUACGACAAUGCCCUGAAAGAUGCCUGCCAAACUAUAAAGAUCAAGCCAGACUGGGGCAAGGGUUACUCAAGAAAAGCUGCUGCUUUAGAGUUUCUUGGGCGACUAGAAGAUGCCAAAGCGACCUAUCAGGAGGGUUUACGUCAGGAGCCGUCCAAUCAACAGCUCAAGGAGGGACUUCAAAACAUGGAAGCACGGUUAGCAGAAAGGAAGAUGAUGAACCCAUUUUCAAUUCCCAACCUGUAUGAGAAGCUGGAGGGCGACUCUCGGACACGAGCGCUGCUGUCUGACCCCAGCUACAGGGAGCUGCUGGAGCAGCUCAGGAACAAACCCUCAGAGCUCGGCACGAAGCUGCAGGAUCCUCGUGUGAUGACCACUCUUUCGGUGCUGCUGGGACUGGAUCUUUCUGGCAUGGAUGAAGAAGAGGAACCGACCCCGCCACCUCCCCCUAAACCCAAAGAGACCGCUCCUCCUCCUCCUCCUAAAGAGGAAGACCUGCCGGAGAACAAGAGAAUGGCCUUGAAGGAGAAGGAGCUGGGAAACGCAGCGUACAAGAAGAAAGAUUUUGCUACUGCACUGAAGCAUUAUGAAGAAGCUAUAAAGCAUGAUCCCACCAACAUGACCUAUCUGUCAAACCAAGCAGCUGUGUAUUUUGAAAAGGGGGAUUUCGAUAAGUGCAGAGAGCUUUGUGAGAAGGCCAUUGAUGUGGGCAGAGAGAACAGGGAAGAUUACAGACAGAUUGCAAAGGCAUAUGCCAGGAUUGGCAACUCAUACUUUAAGCAGGAGAAAUACAAAGAGGCUGUCCAGUUCUUUAAUAAGAGUCUGACGGAGCAUCGCACACCUGAUGUCCUCAAGAAGUGCCAAGAGGCGGAGAAGAUUUUGAAGGAACAAGAGAAGGUGGCCUAUAUCAACCCAGAUUUGGCCCUGGAAGAAAAAACCAAGGGCAACGAUGCCUUCCAGAAGGGUGAUUAUCCUUUGGCCAUGAAACAUUACUCAGAGGCCAUCAAGAGAAAUCCAUACGAUGCGAAACUCUUCAGCAACAGAGCCGCCUGCUACACCAAACUGCUGGAGUUUCAGCUGGCCCUCAAGGACUGUGAGGAAUGCAUCAACCUGGACUCUACCUUCAUUAAGGGUUACACACGUAAAGGAGCCGCACUGGAGGCCAUGAAGGACUUCUCCAAAGCAAUGGAUGUGUACCAGAAAGCUCUAGAGCUCGACUCAAACUCAAAGGAGGCCACAGAGGGCAUGCAGCGCUGUAUGGUAAGCCAAGCCAUGCGUAACGACAGUCCAGAGGAUGUGAAACGGAGGGCCAUGGCGGAUCCAGAGGUGCAGCAGAUCAUGAGUGACCCUGCCAUGCGCAUGAUCUUGGAGCAGAUGCAGAAAGACCCACAGGCCCUCAGCGAUCAUCUAAAGAACCCUGUCAUCGCUCAGAAAAUUCAGAAACUGAUAGAUGUUGGGUUGAUAGCCAUUCGGUGAUCAGAGGAACCAGAAGAAAACCAGGACAUUAUUCAUCUACACGACAACAACAAAAGAAGACUGCAAGUGAUGGCGGCAACGUUCCAAACUAAUUAUUUACUCCAAGUUUAACAAGCAGCCUAACCCUUCUCCUCCCACUCUUCCCAAUUGGAUUUUUUUAAUUGCCUUAAUUGGAUUGAAAAUGCGACAACAUUGAUCUUUUCUGCACUUCAUUCGCUAGUGUCACUUGUCCAGUCAUGGUUUUCAGACAUGCCAGUGUUCAUGGAGUAAAGUUAUGUGAGAGUAUCUAGCCUUAGACACCAGUGGGUUAAAAGAGUGGUUUUGAGCAUUCGCAUUAAAGCAGUUUUUUAUUUUAUUAUGUUUAUUUUUUGUAUUUAAUUUUUUACAUCUCGGUAUUUGGCUUUUUCUGAAUAUCAUUUCAUAAUGCAUCUAAACAAAUUUGUCUUUCUGAAUCUGUCCACUUUUGACUGUGUAUGGUGGGUUUGUUUUGCUCUGGAUUGGAGGAGAAGCGG